UCGUUAAUGGAAAGAGGAAAGGAGAAAAGGGUUUCCAACAAAUUGCCUCCAACUCUCCACCAUUCUAAAGAACCCACCUUCCUUAUCAACCAAGCUGUUCUAUCUAGUCGCACCUAUUGUAGCCUUUUGCCAGAAACAGAGCAUGUCAGUCCUGGUGAAAAAAUAAAUACAAACCCUCAUAAAAGUAGACCUGGAACUGUGAUACUCUCAAAACGGUCCAGUAAGAGAAGUAUGUCAGAAAGCCAGCCCAGCCCACCUGUGAUCCCAUCCCGCAGGCCUGGAUUCCGGAUAUGCUACAUCUGUGGCCGAGAAUUUGGGUCCCAGUCACUUGCCAUUCAUGAGCCCCAGUGCUUGGAGAAGUGGCGUAUUGAAAACAGCAAGUUGCCCAAGCACCUGAGGCGGCCAGAGCCCUCCAAACCACAGCCUCUUGGUGGCAGUGGGUCCUCCAGUCUUCAGGCAGCGAAUGAGGCUGCAUUCCAGAGUUCUCAGGCUCAGCUGCUGCCCUGUGAAUCUUGUGGCCGCACAUUCUUGCCAGAUCGUCUUCUUGUUCACCAGAGAAGCUGCAAGCCGAAGGGUGAGAGGCCCAGAGCACCAAAUCCCAACAGUUCUGAUGAUCUUACUGGUCUUAAGAAAGCUUCUGGUGGUGUCCCAGUGCGACCAAGGACUCUCAUCUGCUACAUUUGCAGUAGGGAAUUUGGCACCCUCUCCCUUCCUAUUCAUGAGCCCAAAUGCCUGGAAAAAUGGAAAAUAAAAAAUGACCAGCUCCCCAAAGAGCUCCGCCAGCCACUCCCACAGAAGCCUCAGUCUCUUCCAGCUGUGCAGUCCAACCAAGAGGGGCCAAGUCAAGCUCAGCUUGUGCCCUGCCCAAACUGUAACCUGACUUUUGCCCCCGACCACCUUCUGAUACACCAGAGAAGUUGUAAACCACAACCAAAUAGGCCACAAGUUCAUCAUUUGACUUUAGGGAGUAAAGGUGGCCUGAAAGAGUCCACCGAUUCCAAGCAGCAAAGGAACGAUGCAGUGCCCACUGUGACUGAUAAGCCAACAAUGAUUAGGCGUCCACCAACAAUUGUUUGCUACAUUUGUGGCCGUGAAUAUGGAACAAAAUCUAUUUCCAUCCAUGAGCCACAAUGUCUGAAAAAAUGGCACAAUGAAAACAACUUGUUGCCUAAAGAGUUAAGGAGACCAGAACCUAAAAAACCCGAAGUCAGAACCAUUAGUGCCAAGGGUUUCUAUGAUCUCGAUGCCUUAAAUGAAGCUGCUUGGAAAAGUGCCCAGAGCCAGUUGGUUCCCUGCAAUAUUUGUGGGCGUACCUUCCUGCCAGACAGACUGAUUGUUCACCAACGAUCCUGUAAACCAAAAGUCGCCAAGUAAAGCCCUUCUCCCUAUAGAAGUGUUGCAGGAAUUAAAUCCUUUUGAUAGAGAUCAGGGUAUGGUGGGAAGGAGAACAAGUUGGUGACAAGAGGAAGCAAGUAAAACUGGAAUGGACCAAAGGCUAUCUAGCACGGGGAGCAAAGUGCUUGGGUGGCAUGGGAGUGACCACUGCAUAGUGGGAAAAUGUUCUGCUUUUAACAAGCAGAGCAUGUGUGAGGACACACUGGGAGCCACACAUGCCACACUUUUGUCGGGCAAAAUUACAAGUGAGCUGCCAUUCCCCAGAGCUGGUAUUUUCAUCUCAAGGAAAUUUCAGAGCCGACUGUUGCCAUUUUUCUUCCAUUUUAUUUUCCUGAACGAGAUUUUGAACCUCACAAUCAGAGGUUCAAAACAGAAGUUUUGGGUGGCGAUUUCAGGCAACUCCUUAGUCCCAAGAAAAACUGGAUUCUUUCCCAUCCUUGUGCUUAUUGAAAUAACAGGCCACUCCCUACUUCCUCUAAUCCAGGGAAGUGUUUUAAAUUGAGCUAUUGAUUUGGAAUCUUCUUUUCUUUAUAAGACCAUUCAACAGGAGAGACAUUCAAAAGAGAGGUGAGGACUUAAAGGACUAGAACCAUAUCUAACUCAUAUUCCCUUCCUAAUAGUGAAAAAUUCAACAGAGAAACUUCAGAACCAGUGCCAGCCUCACAUAUCAGGAGAACGCGGCAUCGCGAUUCAUCAAAGGGUGGAGGCCCCUUCCUUCUAUAGGGGAAGUCCAGCGCGCACUCUCUGUGCCCUCGCAGGACCUCAUAGGUGUUUUAUUGUUGAGGUCCAAAAGCCUGCCAGGAAGCUGUCUCCCCCCACCCAAGGUCCAUGCACAGUAAGUGGGCUGUGAAACUGCUCUGUGUUUCAGAGUCCUUGAAUGUGCAUUCAUAGAGGCAGGCUCUCCUGGGAGGAGGCCAGAGCCAGGGAGGUGCUCUGCCCAGAAAAUCCUGCUCCCCCAGGCAGCACUGCUUUGUCUGGACUCCCAGAAGUUUUGCUUGAGAUCUUUGUUCAUUUUAUGGCUGAAUUUCAGGGCCAUUCUGGAUUCACUGGGUUCUUGCAAGCUUGCAUUCAUGACUGUACACAGCACAGUUAGCUUCAAAUUAUACCAAAAAAAAAAAAAAAGUAUUCAAGCUAAUAUUUUGGUUAUACAUCUUGGUAUUAAAAAGGAUAGGUUAGGAUAAUGGUGCGGAUCAUUCAGUUUUUUCUGUUCAUUCCAAAAGAAGCAAGAGAUGAACUUUUAAAAAAGUGUUUAGGUGCCCUCCAGUAAUAUUAUUGGCCUGUGAAAGACAUAGUAUUUAAUGACACAUAAUGAAUAAUUUAGUUUUCUUAACAAAAUGAAAACAUCUAAUAUAUAGUAAUUUUACUGUGACUUGGGUACUGUGCAUGGUGCUUCCUAUACAUCAGUUUAUAUAAAUCUCACAUCAACCCUAUAAGUACAUGUGAUUAUCCUUAUAUUACACAUGAGGAAACUGAUAUUUAGACUAAAUAGUAACUCAAGGUCACACUUGAGCUAAAAGAUAGAGUAGGGGAGUGAACUCAGAACUGUUGGGAAUUCUAAACCUAUAAGCUUAUCCAUUGCCAUUUGUAUGCUUGAUAUCAUCAUUAAUUACACUAGCUAUACCAACACAAAUGAUCUGACAAAUGCGAAAAGUUUUGUAUAACGUUUAGUAACUAAGGUAAACUAAGGUACAUGUAUACUAUGUGCCUGCUGGUUUGGGUUUAUCUUAAACUGAGGUAAAAACUAACAUUCGAAUUGCAUGGUAUUUCAAAAGACACUUCUGCAUUCUGCUAAUGUUCAAAGUCAAAUAGUGUGGAAAUAAAGAAAAAGUUCUGGCCUCAACUUUGAAAUGAGUGGCCACUUGGGGCCAUAAAAGAAAAUCUUGGGCACUUCGCUUUCAAAGCAUGAAAAAAUAAAACCGAACUACUUUAUCUGUAGGAAUUAUUAAGUCUGUGAGCUCUUGAAGUAGUUGAAAAAGACAAACUUUUAUAGGAAUCUUCACUUCCACGGGGAACUGUGAGCCAAUUGAGGUCCAUUGAAAGGCUGACUGUUGGGAUUCUACUUCCAGCCUCACCUCAGCCAGCCUGCAAAUGUUCCCUGGAAUUAAAUCCAGAGCAGCCUCAAUUGAAAUGACAUUGAUCGAAGAGUUCCCACCAUUAUCAAGGCAAGUCAUCAGAGCCUCGCCAUUAACAGGAAAGAGCUCACCUGCUCUCUGCCAACUGCCCUCCCCUCAAUUAGUUUACAUCUGUGCAGAUCUUUGUACUCUCAAAAGAAAAUAAUUUCUUUAACAAUGGUUGGCACCUCCAUGAGCUAUGACUUUGAACCUUGAAAUGGUUCCCAUAGAUACUCUUCUAGAUGAUGAAGAGCAGAUACUAGAUGAAGUUACUUGGAACUCUUACAUUCACCCAGGCGGUUAUUGAUCUGCGAUGUAAUGUUGUUAUAGGCAUCGGCAACAGUGUAAUCCCCUCACUGCUCUGUUAACUGGUGCUGCACAAGCUUUAAUUGAAUUCCCCUCUAGCCGAGGUUCUGAAAAGAAUUUCAGAACUUCUCAAUGCUUGUUUGCACCUUGAAUUCGCAUCAAAGAUGCAGAACAUGACCUAUCAGUAGGGAACACUGGGGACGGAGGAACAUGUCCUGGGAAGGGGAGUGUAAAGAAAGAAUUCCCUACUGUGAGCAAGCGUAGAACUCUGUUAGGGUUCCAUAUGGGAGGCCUUUGGGCAGCCUCCCUACCAAGCAGCCUUGCAGCACUUCCAAGUGGGGUCCAGAACUUCCAAGAAUGACUUUCAGAUGACACUGCUUCAGCCUGGGGAAUAUUAGCCUGAGCCCUUCAAGGAAGAAGCAGCGGCGACCGUCAAGCAGACCCGUUUGCGAAGAGGAAAGAGAUAGAGGGCAGAUGUGCAAAGUCCUCUACCCACUGAAAACCUGAAAACAGCCCUGAUCCUUCUGUACUUGUCUGCUUCUGACAUUAGUAGCAUUUUUAUUUUUAUGCCCGUUUAAACCAACAACUCGUAUGGCUUUAAUCCUGUAUCAGGUCAGGGCAGGAAGUUCAGCCCUUUCCUUUCCCAGUCCUGAGGGGUCCAUUCCCUCCUCUGGCGAUAGUCCACCUCCUUUUAUCAUUUAUUACUUUCCUACUGACUCACUGUCUGGCCCACAUGAACUGCUGCGCCUGUUUCUGCUGGCCCUGCCUCCUCUCUGUGAGCGCUGUGACCAGAAAUGAAAAAGGAGAUUUUCCUAUACUUGGAAGAAACAGCACAAAUGAGAAGCAGUCAAGUUUCCAGUGGGGGCCAAAUUGGGUGUUGAAGAGAAGAUGUACACCAGAAAAAAUACUGCUAAGUUAUCAUAGGAUGUACACCUUUAUGCUUAGUUCUUUUGCAAUUUUAUUAUUAAAAAAAGUUCAAAUAGAUACAUGCAUAGGGAAAACUAUAAUGAAGUGUUAUGUUCUCUAUACCCAGCAAACUUAGUUCUCGAUAUUCCACCAAGGUUGAAUUUGAAUGGUUUAAAUUUCAAAUACUACUCCUUUGGGUAUAAGAGGAAGAUGGAGGUGGCAGAGAGAGGUGCUGGGAGCGCAAGAUUCCAGAGUGUCUCCGAUAAUGCCUUUUAAUUCUAUUACUAGAAACUCAAGUUUAAGCCAGCAUGCAUAUAAACCACAGCAAGUGUGAUAAAAAAAAAAAAAAAAAAAAUGAAACCUGACCUAGGCGUCA
Pteropus alecto (black flying fox) is the source of this 5094-nucleotide messenger RNA. RefSeq names its product zinc finger protein 474. The transcript is spliced from 3 exons. The record is from RefSeq and is a predicted model, not a curated record. NCBI's taxonomy places the organism in Eukaryota, Metazoa, Chordata, Mammalia, Chiroptera, Pteropodidae. The coding region runs from base 7 to 1374 and encodes 455 amino acids.